Messenger RNA from Echinococcus granulosus, 831 nucleotides. Its product is annotated as Protein phosphatase methylesterase. Gene Ontology annotation, molecular function: protein methylesterase activity. The coding region runs from base 1 to 831 and encodes 276 amino acids. The record is from RefSeq and is a predicted model, not a curated record. NCBI's taxonomy places the organism in Eukaryota, Metazoa, Platyhelminthes, Cestoda, Cyclophyllidea, Taeniidae. The transcript has 4 exons. Gene Ontology annotation, biological process: protein demethylation.
AUGUUUCCUACUGAAGCUCCGCCGAUUAUUUUAAUUGGUCACAGUAUGGGUGGCGCUGUCGCUGUGCAUGUGGCCCAAAAAAGAGCCAUACCUUCGUUUGCUGGACUUGUUGUUGUCGAUGUUGUUGAGGGUACCGCUCUUGAAUCAUUGUACAGCAUGACCACCUUCCUUCGCAGCAGACCUCAGGGCUUUCGUUCACUUGUCGAUGGUAUUUCUUGGUGUGUCCGCAGUGGCCAAAUUCACAACGUAGAAUCGGCGUGCAUCUCCUUUCCUGGUCAGUUGAAACGCAUUGCUACGGGCGAGAGCGCUACACGCGAGUUGGAUAAAGGCACAGCGCUGAUCGAUGCCAGUGAUCCUUGCAGCCCAGCUUCCUGUUCGCCUUCUUCUCCCACCACCACUAACUUCUCCCACUCCUCCAAACCCUUUGCUUCCAGCACCACCACCAUCUCCGAGGAAGAGGAACCGGAGGAGAAUGAGGAAGCAUCCGUAGUACCGCGUUUCGUAGAGAAGGGCAAUGGUGAAAUGAAACGAUCUCAACCUCCUUCUCCCCCUCAUCUCCUUCCACCUAUAUCCAUGCCAGCCACGGAGACCGCUGUUAGGCCGUCUGUGCCAAUGUCGGAUGCCACGGGCGCCUACACUUGGCGGAUAGAUCUCUCCAAGACCGAGCCCUUCUGGCGUGGUUGGUUUUCUAAUAUGUCCUCACUUUUCCUAUCUGUUCCGGAGCCCAAACUCCUUCUUGUGGCUGGAGUUGAUCGGCUAGACAAGGAGCUGACUAUCGCUCAGAUGCAAGGUGAGGAGUUACCACCCUCUUGUUCUGGCUCUAAUCGCUGA